GGCAUCCGUCGUCCGUUUUCUCAACUAUCGUGUUCCUCUCGGUAGGAAAAUCUCUUUAGAAGCUUCACAACGAUAAGGCUAAAAUGGCAAAAUGGAUAUACCAUGCUUCUAAAGUAAUUACAAAUUAUGUAAAAAGUACCAGCGUUGCGAGUAAUGCUACCAUCAGUGGUUUAUUGACACCGCAGAUUUUAUUAUCGCAACAUGCAAGGAAUACUAGCUUUUAUAUGAGAAGACCAGCUACGCAAUUAUGGAAAUCUGUUACAAGCGUUAGUAAUGCUGGUAAAAGAAGAGGAAGAGGAAAAGGUGGUAUAAAGCCCAGAGAUUUAAAUCGUGGUCAAAAAUUGGGUUAUGGAAAAAUACCGUUCGUAUUUCCUGGAUUGAAUGCCCCUGUCAUGCACGGAGAAUAUGCGAUUCAACAAAGACGUCUUACGCCGGAAGAACAAAAUAAUCUUGAUACCGCGCCAGUUAAUACUCUAUUCAAAACAAAACGAUUCAAAAUUCACCCUUUAAACCGAGGUUGGACUGGAAGUCAGCCUGGUGGAAGGAAAAUCGGACCACCAGAUCCUAUCGAUGGCGAUAUUUUCCAUGGAUUCGAAUCUUGGAUAUUAGUUGCUAAAAGUUCAUCCAUUAUGACCAGUAGUAUGGGUAGAGCAAAACGUUGUUGCGGUAUGGUUAUUACUGGAAAUGGAAAAGGCUUGGCUGGAUUUGCACAGGUAACAGGACGUGAAUUUAAAUCAACCAUAAAUACAGCUAAAAACAGGGCAGGACUUAGAUUGAUGUACAUCGAAAGACGUAACGAACAUACCGUACUCCAUGACUUUUAUGGACAAUUUGGAAAAACGAAAGUAUUCGUACAACAAAGAGAGAAGGGUUAUGGACUGAAAUGUCAUCGUGCUAUUAGAACAUGUUGCGAAGCAAUUGGUAUCAAAGAUUUGUACGCUAAAGUCGAAGGAUCUAAAAACGUGGCUUACAUCGUAAAAGCUUUCUUCGUCGGCUUACUGCAACAGAAAACGUACGAAGAAAUGGCAAAUGAUAAAAAAUUGCAUUUGGUCGAAAUGAGGAAAGAAAAUAAUUAUUUUCCUACUGUACUUGCUUCGCCAUCGAUAGUCCGAACCUCUCAAGAAAUUCCACAAGACGAAAUUUUAGAUUUUAAACAGUACAUAAUGAAUGGAAGAAUUCCUUUGCAGAAAAAAAAGCCUGCACCAUUUUUCACGAAAUUACCUUCGUGGUUAUUUCAUUUACGUAAACAAGAACGUCGCAGGGAUCAGGAUCAGGUUGUAAUCAGAUUAAGAGCUCAAUAUGACGACGUGUGUAGUUUUCUCGCUGAAAAAUAUCCGGAAGCAAGAGCUCCUAAAUGGAAAAAACAUGAUAAAAAGGAGGAGGAAAGCGCAGUUGAAGCGUGAUAUUUCUGUAAUAAAUAUGAAUAGUUCAUUAGAAACAUAAUCGAACGUUAAAUGUGUAUUCGGUAAUAAUCAGUAAUAACAAAAGUA
Molecule: messenger RNA, 1490 nt
Organism: Bombus pascuorum
Lineage: Eukaryota; Metazoa; Arthropoda; Insecta; Hymenoptera; Apidae
Gene: mRpS5
Product: small ribosomal subunit protein uS5m
Exons: 6
Coding region: 84-1403 (439 amino acids)
Biological process (GO): translation
Cellular component (GO): ribosome
Molecular function (GO): structural constituent of ribosome; RNA binding
Source: RefSeq, a predicted model, not a curated record